Molecule: messenger RNA, 5643 nt
Organism: Lachancea sp. 'fantastica'
Lineage: Eukaryota; Fungi; Ascomycota; Saccharomycetes; Saccharomycetales; Saccharomycetaceae
Source: the annotation of a GenBank genome assembly
AUGACAGCGCAGAUCUCUCGUCUGGACCGCCAGGUCGUUCUUCUCGAAACAGGGUCGACCCAGGUGGUGCGGAACAUGGCAGCAGACCAGCUGGGAGACCUUGCAAAACAGCAUCCGGAAGAUACGCUAUCGCUGCUGUCAAGGGUGUAUCCAUUUCUGAUGGCCCGCAAAUGGGAAACACGGACCACCACGGCUCGCGCCGUGGGUGGCAUCGUGUCCCAUUCGCCAGCAUGGGACCCCAACGAAGACGACAGCGACCACGACAGCGAUCAAGACCACGACAACGACAAUAAAGGUGACAACGAAGCAGUCGGGGAGUCAGCCAAAGUCAAGCUGGAACACGAAAUCCGGCUCAAGCUCGAAGAAGUGGACAACACCCAAGAGUGGAAAUCACUCGAAGACGAUAGCAAGCUGCUGUCUCUUGCCGACUGGAAUUUGCACGAAGUUCUCAAAUGUGGGAAACCGCUGCUGGCGUCCAGUAUAGACGAGUUCCCAGGCGCUGGGGCCCCUACAGCAGCAGAUUUGGUGGGCUCCAAAAUGCCAAAACUCGAACACGCUUCCGCUUCCGACGAUUAUCUGCCGACAAUGUCGCAGGAUCAGAUAGCAGAUCUUGCGAAAAAAGAGCCCGACGGUGGAUCGUUGGAAUCCUCCAAGAAAAGCGCGCGGAUGAUGGCCAUGGCCAAACGUAAGCGCAAGAUUCAGGCCAAAACCACCACCAAGAAACCCGUGGAUAUAUCGCAAAGCUCGAUUUCAAGAACACUCAUGGCCCAGGAUGACUCUAGUCAGAGCCCUACUCCGUCGCCCACGAUGCUGAACAACCCUAAGUUAGAAAUCACAGAACAAACAGAUUCAAAACGAAUAAUGGUCGAGUCCAUGGUCAUCCCAAUCAUGGAAAAGCAUGACAAUGUGGCAGGGCUUGUUUGGCAGUUCCAGGGCAUUUACGAGUUACUUUUGGAAAAUCUAAUCAGCGAUGCUUGGGAAACGCGUCACGCAGCAGCUUUGGGACUUCGAGAAAUAAUCAAGAAGCACGCGAAAAGCGUUGCGCGUAUAAAGGGAAAAUCAAAGCGCGAAAAUGAUCGCCGCAAUCGUAGAGCUUUAGAAGACUUGGCAACCAGGCUUCUAACCGUUUUUGCUCUCGAUAGAUUCGGAGAUUUCGUCUACGAUACCGUGGUUGCACCAGUGCGAGAAUCCGUGGCACAGACCAUGGCUGCAUUAUUAUUGCAUCUCGACGAUGAUUUGUGUAUUCAAAUUUUCGGUGCUUUAGAACAACUCGUCCUCCAAGAUCCAAAAAUCAUCAGCUUACCGCACAAGAUAUGGGAAGCCACGCACGGAGGGCUUCUUGGCAUACGCUACUUUGUAGGAAUCAAGACCGAAUUUCUUUUCCAAAACGAUUUGCUCGAUAAUGUGGUAAACAUUGUACUCUACGGAUUGAAAGAGCACAACGAUGAUGUUCAAAGUGUGGCCGCAGCUAUACUGGCCCCUAUCGCCGUUGAGUUUGUCAAAUUGGAAACAAAUACCAUAGACCUUGUGCUAAGCACUAUCUGGAAUCUCUUAACGCACUUGGAGGACGAUUUGUCGUCAAGCGUUGGAUCUGUGAUGGACCUUCUAGCCAAGUUAUGUGAACAGCGGGAGGUUCUAGACGUUCUCAGGUCAAAGGCUUUGGAGUUUCCACAAGAGUGGUCUUUCAAAAGUCUGGUGCCCAAGCUAUAUCCGUUCUUACGCCAUUCUAUCACCAAUGUGAGAAAAGCAGUUUUGAAUCUAUUGAAGGCAUUCUUAUCCAUAGAAGAUGAUUUUGUCAAACAUUGGAUUAACGGUAAGAUCUUCCGUCUUAUUUUCCAAAAUAUACUUCUCGAGCAAAACCCGCAAGUCUUGGAACUUUCAUUCGAUGUGUAUACCACAAUGUUGAAGGAGUACACAACGAAAAAUCCGGAUAAAACUUUAGACCACUUGUUCGGUCGCCAUUUGGCGCCCAUCUUACAUUUGCUCAUCACCCCAAUCGGUGAGCAUGGUAAGAGUUAUAACAUGGAGCUUCAGUAUAUUCUAAAGCCAUCUCCACAUUACCAGUUGAUCUCAGAACGCAAGAGGAACACGCAUUCGGACGUAAAGUCAGACAUCCCACCCCCUGUGAAUAGCGAGCGCGUAAACAUCGACGCGCCAAUGAUUGCUGGUGAUGUCACGCUUUUGGGAACAGAAGUGAUAUUCAAUACCAGGGUGACGGGAGCCAAGGCACUCGGAAUCACACUUUCAAUGUUCCAAGAAUCCACUUUGAAAUCCUUUUUCUCAAAUGUUCUAUUGGACUGUCUGAAACUUCCAUAUGCCACACCACGUAUGCUUGUGGCAAUAAUAAUAGCCGAAUUGUGCUCUAAAUUAAACGAACAGCCAGAACACCCUGAUCGAGACGACCUCAUGAAGUUUAUAUCAGAAAAUUUUGGGCCCAUUUUCAUCGGCAAUUUAACAGAUGCAUCGACCUUGCCAGUUUUUAGAGAACUUGUUCCCAGUCUAAAGGCUUUGAGAACGCAGUGCCAGAGCUUGCUCACUACUUUUGCCGACGUGGGUAUGCUAUCGCCUCAAAGGCUUCCACAACUCGCCAUAAUAGUCCAAGGCGAGUCGGAAGCUGGAUCAGAAGCUUUCGGUAUCGAAACGGCAGAAAAGACAUAUGGUGAAACCAGUGACAAGCUCUUCCGUCAUUUGAGUAACUCUCAUAAGAUCUUGGCAAAAAAGCCAAUUGAAGACGCUAAAUAUCGUGUCCUGCAAGCAAUAGAAACGGCAAAGGAGGCAAAGCGAUCAAGAAUUUGCAAUGUUUUGGCCAAUUAUGCUUCAGCUACUUUGCUAUUCAGUGGUUUACCUACCAAAUUGAAUCCAUUUAUCAGGUCACUAAUGGACAGUAUCAAAGAGGAGAAUUACGAAAUUCUACAAAGGAGGUCGGGUGAUGCUAUUUUGAACUUGGUCGUUGAGCUGGUCAAGCAAAAUAAAGGCAAUGUAGCCAAUAAAAUCGUCAAGAACCUUUGCGGCUUUUUGUGUGUUGAUACUUCAGAAGUACCGGAGUUCGCCUUGAACUCUAAUUACGGAGAUCAUAUCCUUACGUUGGUGCGCGAACAGAGUGCAUUGGCCUUUCAAGACGAUGCUAAUGCUAAGCGAAUGGCCCACGAGGCACAUAUCAAACGACAAGGUGCUCUUUACACACUCAGUGAGUUUUUACUACGGCUCGGUUCUAGAGUUUUGGAACUUGUUCCACAAGUAAAACAUAUCAUUUUUGAUCCACUCGAACGCUUGACGGAUGAAAAUGAACUAAAAUCGCCUGAUUUCAAGAGUGGUCAGGAAAUUGUUGAUGCAAUGGGUGUCCUAAGAGCACUCGUCGUGUACAUGAGCAAAGACGUGCAAAACAACGAGGUUCUUCCUCGCUUACCUUACCUUGUCAAAUUCCUGAGGUCUGAUCUCCCAGUAUUCAGGUACUCGGCGGCAAGAGCCUUAGCCGAUCUGGCAAACACGCUUCCCAUCCAGGUACUUCCAUUCAUUAUACAGAAAGCGUUGCCCUUGAUGAAUAACCCUUCUUCGGUGACAGAUAGACAAGGCGCCACUGAGCUGGUUUAUCACCUGGCAAUGUGUAUGGGCAGCAAUAUUCUACCAUACGUCAUUUUCCUCAUUGUUCCUCUGCUUGGUCGCAUGAGUGACUCGGAUCAGGAUAUAAGAACUUUGGCGACAUCCACAUUUGCAUCCAUCAUCAAACUUGUUCCUCUUGAAGCUGGUAUUCCAGAUCCUGAAGGGUUGCCACAGGAGCUAAUGGAAGGUCGUGAAAAGGAAAGAGACUUUAUACAGCAAAUGAUGGAUCCUUCAAAAGCUAAACCAUUCCAUUGUCCAGUCGCCAUCAAAGCAACCCUUAGAAAGUAUCAACAAGAUGGUGUCAAUUGGCUGGCAUUCUUAAACCAAUACCAUCUUCAUGGUAUUCUUUGCGAUGAUAUGGGUUUGGGUAAAACACUGCAGACAAUCUGCAUCAUUGCAAGUGACCAGUAUCUAAGGAACCAGGAAUAUGAGAAGACCAAGGCCACAGAGAGUAGACCACUCCCUUCACUGAUUGUCUGUCCACCUUCGCUUACUGGUCACUGGGAGCAGGAGUUCGAGCAAUACUCACCCUUUCUGAAAGUGGUUGUAUUUGCCGGUGGACCUUCCACGAGAUAUCCUUUGAGAGACAAGCUUGGAGAAGCAGACAUCGUUGUAACAUCAUAUGAUGUUGCCAGAAAUGACAUUGAUAUUGUCACACAGUAUGACUACAAUUACUGUGUUCUUGAUGAAGGCCACAUAAUAAAAAAUGCACAAUCGAAACUUGCGAAGGCGGUGAAAAUGGUUAGAGCAAACCAUAGACUAAUAUUGACUGGUACUCCGAUCCAGAACAACGUCGUGGAACUUUGGUCUUUGUUUGAUUUCCUGAUGCCUGGAUUCCUUGGGACAGAAAAAAUGUUCCACGAAAGAUUCGCAAAGCCCGUUGCUGCUUCUAGAAACAGUAAAACAUCUUCAAAAGAGCAGGAAGCGGGGGCUUUGGCCCUGGAGGCUCUACACAAGCAAGUUCUUCCAUUCAUGCUACGGAGAUUGAAGGAAGAGGUUUUAUCUGAUUUGCCUCCAAAAAUUAUCCAGGACUACUAUUGUGAGUUGAGCGAUCUACAAAAGCAGUUGUACAAAGAUUUUGCAAAGAAGCAGAAGACAAGUGUCGAGCAGGACAUCGAGAACGUUGCAGAAGUGGAUAACAAACAGCACAUUUUCCAAGCUCUUCAAUAUAUGAGGAAAUUGUGCAAUCAUCCUUCCCUUGUGGUCUCCAAAAAUCAUCCGCAAUGGCUUCAAGUUCAGAGUUAUCUGAAGCAGACAGGACUCAGCCUAAACGACGUUGCACAUGCUCCCAAACUGGGCGCGCUUCGCAAUUUGCUGCUUGAAUGUGGCAUAGGUAAUCAAGACGCCGAUAAAGGCUCCAAGCUUUCUUUGCCUUCCACUGAUAGCGUUAUCAGUCAGCAUCGUGCUCUGAUUUUUUGUCAGCUGAAGGAUAUGCUUGAUAUGGUGGAAAACGAUCUAUUCAAAAAGCAUAUGCCGUCUGUCACGUACAUGAGGUUGGACGGUGGCAUUGAAUCUCGCGAUCGGCAAGCAGUGGUGCGCAAGUUCAAUGAAGAUCCUUCAAUCGAUUGUUUACUACUCACAACGAAGGUUGGUGGUCUGGGACUCAAUCUCACAGGCGCCGACACAGUCAUUUUCAUCGAGCACGACUGGAACCCAAUGAAUGAUUUGCAAGCGAUGGAUAGAGCCCAUCGUCUGGGCCAGAAAAAAGUCGUGAACGUGUAUAGAAUCAUCACCAGGGGCACGCUGGAGGAGAAAAUUAUGGGUCUGCAAAAGUUCAAGAUGAAUAUAGCAUCCACUGUGAUCAAUCAGCAAAAUUCGGGACUCGCCUCGAUGGACACGCAUCAACUACUAGACCUUUUCGAUACAGAUAAUGUUCCCUCUCAAGAAAAGGAAAACAAAGAGAACAAGAUUGAUGAAAUCGUUAACGAAUCUGGGCUGUCUGGCAAGGCCAAGGAAGCUGUUGGUGAACUCACAGAAUUAUGGGAUACUAAACAGUAUGAUGAAGAAUACAACUUGGACAACUUCAUCAAGACCUUGCGUUGA